AUAAUGCUUUUGCCUGUGCCAGUCUGCCUGCUGUCUCGUGGAAAUGUUUUCCUUUUGAAAGAAAAUUUUCAUUUUAAUUAUCAAACAGAGGUGUCUUGUGUUAUCUCAUGCGAUGCUAUAACAGUUUACAUUGUCGGCAGACAGAGAUAAGCGGCAAGUGCAUUUAUUUUGAGUGACCUUUCUCUCAUAAAUUGUUCCUUCGAGGUUAUUUUCUUGUGGUUUUCCAAAACAAACAUGAGAUUAACAUUACGAUUAUUUUCUUCUAUUGUUCAAAAAAGACCAUUUUUCGUUUCUACGCCGAUCUUCUAUGUGAAUGCCGCCCCUCACCUAGGGCACCUGUACUCUGCGGUGGUGGCAGAUGCCAUACAAAGGUUCGAGAAGCUGACAGACCCCAACUGCAAUGUCUUAUUUAGCACAGGCACGGACGAGCACGGUACCAAGAUCCAGCAAGCGGCCUCGAAAGUCGGACAGGCACCAGCCGAUUAUUGCUCAACAAUCUCCGAGGAAUACCGCCGUCUCUUCGCAGAGUACAAUGUGGAACAUACAGACUUCGUCAGAACUACGGAGGAUAGACAUAAGAAGGCUGUGACUCACUUCUGGAACGAGCUGGUAGAGGGAGAUCACAUCUACAAAGCCGUGUAUUCGGGCUGGUACAGUGUCAGCGAUGAGAGCUUCGUGCCCGAGGCUCACACGAGGGAGGUCGUGCAAAACGGACGGAAGGUGAAGGUGUCCGUGGAGUCGGGGCACGAGGUGGAGUGGACGGAGGAACCAAACUACAUGUUUCGUCUGAGCGCCUUCCGGGAACACUUACAGCGGUGGCUCAAAACAGAUGGAGUAAUAACGCCCGGCAAGUUCCAAAAGCAGUUGCAGGAACAGUUGGAGCGGGAAACUUAUUUUCCCGACAUCUCCGUCAGUCGACCCGCCUCGCGGGUUCACUGGGCUAUCCGGGUGCCAGGGGAUGAAGAGCAGAGCAUAUACGUGUGGCUGGACGCGCUGGUGAGCUACCUCACCGCGGCCGGAUAUCCGGACGAGGGGGGGCGAGCGUGGCCCGCCGACGUGCACGUCGUGGGGAAGGAUAUACUCAAAUUCCACGGCGUGUACUGGCCGGCGUUCCUGAUGGCGACGCGCCGCGCCCCGCCGCGCGCGCUCGCGGUGCACGCGCACUGGACCGUCCGCGGCGUCAAGAUGUCCAAGUCUCUAGGCAACGUCGUCUGUCCGAGGCGUACUCCGGUCACUGGCGAUGCUCUAAGAUACUUCCUGCUCAGAGAGGGGACGCUACAUAGCGAUGCCAAUUACAGUGAGACAAAGUUAAUAAACAUAGUGAACUCGGAGCUGGCGGACACGUUGGGUAACCUGGUGUCCCGCUGCUGCGGCGCCGCGCUCAACCCGCGAGGCGAGUUCCCCGCGCUGCACAAAGACGAAGCGGCACAACUCGCGAGGCGGGAUGUCACGCAAGCGUUACUAACACGAGUGGAAAGAUUACCAGACCAAUGCCGAGAAUAUUACUCCACGUACCAGUUCUACAAGGCGGUGGACGAGAUCAUCGCCACCCUCCACGCCUGCAACCUGUUCUUCGAAGCUCUCAAGCCCUGGGAACUGCGUAAGGAGAAUCGUCAACGAGAGCUGGAUGUAGUGCUACACCUGGCUCUGGAGACCUUGAGGGUGUCCGCCAUACUGCUGCAGCCCGUCAUCCCGCAGCUGGCCACCAGUCUGCUGGACCGGCUACAGAUCCCCAAAGAUUGCAGGAACUGGGAGCAUUGCGAGACGCCGUCGUGGCUCGUGGUGGGGGCCAUCCACGAGACCAAGAACAUCCGCGGCGGCAAGUUCGUGCUGUUCCCCCGCGUCUACCGCGACAACAAACCCGCGCCGCAGAACAAGAAGAAAGCCGCGCAGUGAGGGGGGGGGGACACCAAGGUUGAUUGAGUACUUGCUGACAUUAAGUGUACAUAGGUACUACUUAGCUUGACGAAACUAAAUAGAUAGUGAUUAGUGACGACCAAAGUGGCUAAAUAUAUCACACCACAUCUUUGUUACCAUAAAAAUAAGUGUCUUCCGAUACAUUUGGCCACUUGGCAUAUAUUCAAUUCUGACUGGACUAUCCGAUAGAUUAUAAAUAUAUGGGGAGGGACUGAAAGAUGUGAUCUAAAACCUUGGACAUUAGGUCGUUGUUCACGUGGACACGUAAACUGCUCCGCCGCAAAAAAAGACGGGUUAUUCCCACUAGUUACCACCGAGGUGUUACCGGUGGUAACUACUGGAAUUUCUUUCCCACCGUUUACCACUGCGCCGCGCCGCUGGAAAAAAAAAUCUGACCUUUUACCAAUAAUUCUCAGUAGUAACUAGUGGUAAAAGGCGGAAAAAAAAUCCCAGUAGUUACCACUGGUAUCAACUUGGUGGUAACUAGUGGGAAUAACCCGAAAAGACGAAUUCCGCGCAUUUAAUAUUUUUACCACGAAUCCUCAUUUUGUAUAUGAGGAUAUCCAGUAAAAAGUGUACCAUUAAUACUAAAAAAAUAUAAUUUAAAAACAUCGUACAAUAAACCCUUAAUUUGGUAGACAGAGAAUGUAAUAUUUCAAGCUUCUUGGGUGCUCAAUAACAGUUAGAAAUUAUACUGAGGCCAUAAAAUAAAAUAUGUUCAUGAAAACAAUGCCGAAUGAAGGUGUCAGCGACGAUCUCUUGUCUAUCCGUAGACUGUUGGGUGUAGUGUAUAUGUUACUGGGAUUGUUUAAUGAUACGAGUAGUGCAAUAACAUAUUAUAUGGAAGGUGUAGCAGGUAUUUUAAAAGCUGAACGUAUGUACAGUUAAUUCAUAAAUAUGUAUACAUUUCUUCACCUUAAUCCAUUGCAAUAAGUGGGUAAAAAUGUAUACAUAUUUAUGAACUCGACUGUACACAAAUCCAUGUAAAGUCCGACCAGUAAUAUAUGAUUAUUGUCAAGAGGGCGCUGUUAUUCUCAUGUAUAGGGUGACAGUUUAGUAUAGUAUGAAAAAGUUAGUUCCAGUGAAAUUCCACAACAUGGCGCGUGAUCAUAUAUUCUUGGUCAGGCUUUACAGUCAAGGGCACAAAUAUAUAUACAUUCCCAAAGUUUCAAAAAUAUGUAUACGUUUUUACACCUUAGACAAUAAAGUCGUGUUCACAUAUUUUUGAGCCAUUUGUCUGGAUCGAUAUUUUUGCCUUCGACUGUACGUCACAGCAAAGCUAUUAUUAGCAUAGCACUUCUACAUGCAAGUAUGUAUGCAGGGGUGCUAGCCAAUAGUUUUGCCGAAUGUACCUAUGUAGUCAUGUUGCAACUGCAACAUGCAAACUAUAGUCAUUGUCCGUUUUAUCAGUACGACAGCUAAAUAUAAUUUAUUAAAUGAAAUAGAUGUAUAAAUGUAAUACGAAUGAAAAAGUGACCAAGUCCUCCAGAAAUUGAUUAUAAGUCUUAUACUUGGCGUUUAAAAGGUUGAUACUGAUUUGUUAACACAUUAAACAAAUUAUAAAUAAUUAUUAUAACGCCCACCGCUUGCCGCAUAUAAUACAGACUUGAGAUGGUAUAUUCUAACUUGUGUAUUUAUUUUCUUGUCAAACCUAAUGUUUAAUAAAUAGAUUUACCAGUGUAUGUUCCAUAUAGGAUUGAUAACCUACCCUAUUUCCGGCACCCCACCAAAGCUUGACACCUUGCAACUUGAAGGCGGCAAAUAAACAUUAAUAUUAUGUGCAAGGAUGCGUAGCGAGGAAUGUGUUUGUUAAAAAAACCGGCCAAGUGCGAGUCGGACUCGCGUUUCAAGGGUUCCGUACAUUGCACAAUUUAAACAAUGUAUUUUUUAUGUGAAACGUGAGUGAAAUGUCUUUAAAAAACCCGCAGGGGUCUGAUCAAAAACUGAAUAAUUAAGUCCGACUCAUGCUUGACUGCACAUUUCUAAUAGGUUUUCGUGUAAUCUAUAGAUAAAGAUCUAUUUUGUGUAUUUUUUCAAAAUUUUAGACCCAGUAGUUUCGGAGAUAAAGGGAGGGGAAUGGUCAUUUUUUGCCUAGAUCCUAUAAGGGUUCCGUUUUUUCCUUUUGCGGUACGGAAUCCUAAAAACCAAUAGAAUCACUUGAGUUACCUGUCGUCGCUCAGCGCAGCGCAGCUCUAGUGAACGGUAUUAUAUUGGUUCUUAACAAACACAUCCCUCGCUACGCAUCCUCGCACAUCUCUGGUGGAAACGCAGCCUACGACAGCAGUGGUGACGUCUUAAUCAUAGGCUAGCUUACCAUAAUAUCUCAAUGUGUUCACUUAGCUAACUUUAGUAUUGUAUUUGAAGAGUUGGCAUUUCAUCUCAACUUGUGUAGUCAAUGUAUAUGUGGUGCAUUUGUGUAGUUAUUUGUAAAUCUGAUUGUUAUUUAUAUUAAUUGUAAUUACAUUUGUUGUUGAAUUAAACAGUGUUUCAGUGCCUUUUGCCCAGGAUAGAUCCCUAUAUUAUUUACUUGUUUGCAUUUACACCUAUAUUGCACCUACUUUGAAAAAAUAUUUUUUAUUUUUUGUUCUUAUUAAAAAAAUAGUAACGUUAGAGCAUUCCUGAGAAGUAACCCUACGUGGGAUUUCAGGGUUUGUCCAAUGGGCAGCUGCACCACUUUGGCGACGCUCUGGAAUAUAUAAGAUAUAUUAGGAUAUACUUACUAAGAAUAUUGUUUCUAAGAAUCUUCGGGUACAGAAAAAAUACAUCAUUUAUAUAGGUACCGAAUUUGAAGUGUCCGGUGCACUGCCAUACUCUGUCGCUUUCCAAAUCGGUGCACUUAACUUGGGCUGACUCUAUGAAGGACUCAUGAAGAAACCAUAUUCAUUUUAAAAUGUUCAGACAUUUUUGA
Cydia strobilella is the source of this 4825-nucleotide messenger RNA. RefSeq names its product methionine--tRNA ligase, mitochondrial (gene MetRS-m). The record is from RefSeq and is a predicted model, not a curated record. Bases 235 to 1896 code for a protein of 553 amino acids. Gene Ontology annotation, molecular function: methionine-tRNA ligase activity; ATP binding. Gene Ontology annotation, biological process: methionyl-tRNA aminoacylation. NCBI's taxonomy places the organism in Eukaryota, Metazoa, Arthropoda, Insecta, Lepidoptera, Tortricidae. The transcript has 12 exons.